GAUAAAAGAGUUUUAAAGGUAAUAAUACCGACAAUAUCAGAUAUCUCCAGCUGUUGCCCAAAUAAAAGUUGAACGGAAUUCCCUCACACUCUUCUGUCUCACAUGCUAUCCAUAUAUUCUUCACUCUCAACCCUAGUUAACUUAACCAUAGUUAACCCUCACUUCUUAACCAUAGUCAACCGUCUCCUCCACCAACUUUAAUACCACACUUCUUUAUUAUCUUCCACUUUCACUGCGCAUUUCACUUCUCUCUUUGCUAACGUACACCAUGACUGCACUACACUUCUUCCUCUUCACUCUCUUUACCGUUUCCGUUCAUGCACACAACAUCACUGAAAUUUUGAACCAGUUCCCGGAGUACAGUGUGUUCAACAGUUACCUCUCACAAACUAAACUCGCCGACGAGAUUAACAGCCGUGAAACUAUUACCGUUUUAGCUUUGCCUAAUGGAGCUAUGUCUGCUGUAGUCGACAAACAUCCACUUUCCGUUAUCAAAAAUGUUCUCUCUCUUCAUGUUUUGCUUGAUUACUUUGACGGCACUAAACUCCAUAAGAUCUCCGACGGCACUACAACUUCUACUACUCUUUACCAAACUACCGGCAAUGCUCACGGAAACGUAGGUUCCGUUAACAUUACCGAUCUUAAAGGUGGUAAAGUAGGUUUUGGUUCAGCUAUUCCGAACUCACCGUUGGCGUCUACAUAUACUAAAUCUGUGAAGCAAAUCCAGUAUAAUAUCUCUGUGUUGGAGGUUAGUGCUCCGAUUAUUGCUCCGGGUAUUUUGACGGCACCGGCGCCAUCUGGUGAUUUUAAUAUUACUGGUGCAUUGGAGAAAGCUGGGUGUAAAACAUUUGCGUCAUUACUUGUCAAAUCUGGAGUUCUCAAGACGUAUCAAACUGCUAUUGAAAAGGGUUUGACUAUUUUUGCCCCAAAUGAUGAGGCGUUUAAGGGAGCUAAAGUUCCAGAUCUGAGCGAACUCAGUAGCGCUGAUGUUGUUUCAUUGUUGCAGUAUCAUGCUAUUCCGAGUUACACUCCUAUUGGAACUUUGAAAACGAAGAAGGAUCCUAUUUCAACUCUAGCUACUAAUGGCGCUAGUAAGUAUGAUUUGAAAGCUUCAACAGAAGGUGAUCAGGUGACACUUGACACAGGUGUUGAUUCGUCCAGAAUCGCUUCCACAGUCAUUGACUCUACUCCCUUCUGCAUUUUCACCGUCGACAGUGUGCUUCUCCCGGAAGAAUUGUACGGUAAAUCUCCUUCUCCGGCACCGGGACCAGCUCCGGAAACUUCUCCAACACCAGCACCAGCCCCUGCUCCGGAAGCCAGCUCUCCUACUCCAAUGAUGUCUCCUCCUGCUCCGCCGACUUCAUCUCCGGCUGGUUCUCCGGCGGAUAGUCCAACUGCAGAUUCGGAGAACAGUACGGCGAAGAAGAAGAACGCCGGUAACGUUAACACUCCGGCGUUGCUGAAAGCUCUACUCACAGUGUCAGUCUCGGUAAUUGUGUCCGUUUAUUUGUUCUAGACCGCCAUUUUCCGUUUGUUUAAUUUAAUUUGGGUUUUUGGAGUCAUAUUUUUAUUUGUGACUCGCUUGCAGAGAAGAUUUUUAUUUAAUUUCAUUUAAUUUUUAAAUGUCCUUUAUUUGUGAGUGAGCCGUUGAGCUGACUAAAGGGCAUUGUUUUUUCUUUUGUUUUCUUUUCUUUUGUUCUGUUGCUGUACUUUGUUUUUAUUUUAAAUCCUUUUUCUUAUUUUUGGUAUAUAAUAAUGUUCCACUUGUUGAGUUA
Solanum verrucosum is the source of this 1775-nucleotide messenger RNA. Its product is annotated as fasciclin-like arabinogalactan protein 10. NCBI's taxonomy places the organism in Eukaryota, Viridiplantae, Streptophyta, Magnoliopsida, Solanales, Solanaceae. The coding region runs from base 269 to 1516 and encodes 415 amino acids. The transcript has a single exon. The record is from RefSeq and is a predicted model, not a curated record. Gene Ontology annotation, cellular component: plasma membrane.